AUGGCUGAAGGGGAGUAUGAUGAUGCGACAUUGGUGUUGUCGAUAAUUGUAUCCUUUUCCAUUACAAUCAUCCUAGCCAUUGUAUUUUGCAUCUACAAGAUAUUCUUCUCCAGACAACGCAUUAAUGGGGAAUACCAAAGUUUAUCGUCAUCUAUUACGGAUAAUUUAUUAGGAUCACACCUGAAUGAUGUACCACGAGAAUUUCUUAAUGAUGAAGAGAGCUUGACGCAUUUGGCAGAAGCAUUUGAUUUUACAGGCUUAUCACCUGAGGAACAACAACUGUAUCUCAAAGGGCAAGAGUUUACUGUCAAUAACCCGCCUGAUUUUACAAAGACUAGGGGGAGAACAUUUUCUGUGGAGGAUGAACGGAUGAUUAAAGAGUAUGGGAUUAAUGUAUUCACCUUUGAAAUGGAAAAAGAUUUGUUGAAUCCUCAUUAUAUUGUUGCUGAUAAGACUGAAUUGAAUUUUAAUAAUAAUGAUUUACCUUAUUGCACCACAACAGCAAGUUUGAAUUACCCAUUACCAGUUAAGAACAGAGUGUAUUCUGAUACGAUAUACUUUGAAACAAAAGUUUUCGAGUUUAUUCAAGACCCCAAUUCAUCAACUCAACAUUUCUCCAUUGGGUUGAUUACAAAGCCAUACCCUACUUCAUUUAGAUUACCAGGAUACAAUAAAUUCUCUAUUGCUUAUGAGAGUACAGGUAACUUGAAAAUUAAUAAACCUUUCCCCACCCCAUUACAACAACAUCUUGGUGAACAAAGUCAAUAUAAUGCAUUAGUGUUGCCACCACUCCAAGAAGCCGAUGUAGUUGGAUUCGGUUAUGUCAUUCCAUCAGGCACAUUAUUUGUCACCCGUAAUGGAAAGAAGCUCUUAGAUGUGAUGAAGGGAUGCUUUGUUGAUUUAUAUCCUGCUGUUGGUUGUUUUUCAACUAAUGCCAAGUUCCAAGUCAACUUAGGUCAAAGUGGCUUUGUAUGGAUUGAAGCAAAUGUGAGAAAAUAUGGAUUUGUUUCCACUAGUGAUUAUAAGAAAUUGGGUGGCGAGAGAGGGCUAGCUAAUUUGCCUCAAUAUAACAAAGUGCUUAAAGAUAAUAGUGAUAAAUUACUUGAUAAAGGUGAAGAAUUACCGCCUAGGUAUAACCUGGAAGAAGAAUUGGAUUUCUUUGGAAGAAGUUCGAACGAUGUGACUAGAGUAGGGUCAAGUGCUCAACAUAUGAGAGUGAAUGAAAAGGUGACAUCCAGAAGUGGUGAUGCUGAUGAAGAUGAAGAUGAUGAGGUCAAGAGUAUUGAUAGGACACAUGUGACAAAUGAACCUGAAGAAAUCAUGGAUUUUAGAGAGAGAAUCUAUGAGCAGAAUAUUCGAAAUGAUGUACUGGAAGAUAACCGAUCAGAAUCAGUACCAUUGCUUUCCUCGAAAGGUGGUAUGGAGUAUGGAUCUAGUGGGAAAACGAAUAAGGUUUCAGAGGGCGAGCCUAGUGGGGCAGCUGAAGGGGAAAGUGCAACCAAUAAAACACAAGUUGAGCCAGAAACGGUCAUACCCGAAUUGCUGAUGAAGCCGGUUGAAACAGAGGGGACUCAAGUAGAGAGUGAGCAGUCAACUCCUCCUCCGGCUGAGUCUAGUGAAGCCCCACCUGCAGAACCUCAUGUAGCUGAUACCCCACAGGUUGAACAAGCUUCUUCAAAUGAAACGUCACCUGAUCCAAGUAGUCGAGAUGUGACACCUGGAGCUGAAGGUUCCUCUUCUAACCAACAAUCAAAGAACAAGUCAAGUAGCAAAAAGAAGAAAAAGUCAGGUAAGAAGGGUAACAAGAAGAAAAAAAGAAAGUAA
Molecule: messenger RNA, 1824 nt
Organism: Lodderomyces orthopsilosis Co 90-125
Lineage: Eukaryota; Fungi; Ascomycota; Pichiomycetes; Serinales; Debaryomycetaceae
Exons: 1
Coding region: 1-1824 (607 amino acids)
Molecular function (GO): protein binding
Source: RefSeq, a predicted model, not a curated record